GAUGAAAACAUUAAAACCUGCACCCCUUUUAGGACUUUAGUCAAAAACGCCGUUUGACUCCAACCUCUAGGUUUGUAGCUGAAACGCCAUCAACUGGGACUCUGAACCCCGUGGGACUUUAGCUAAACGUCGUUAAGACAUCAUUAAGACGUAAACAGCGAGAAACAGAAAUAAAAAGAAAUUAAUAAAUGAGUGAAAAUGAGUCAGCACUUCAGAAAGUCACCUCAUGUGAGGGACUUCCUUAAGAGGAGGAGGAAGGAGGGACUUGUCCUCCGUGCUCUGGUAACCAUGGAAACCAGACUGAAGGAGGGACUUGUCCUCCUCCUCCUGCUCCCUCAGCGUCUCUCCGAGCCUCAGUCACUCAGUGCCUUCCCUCCCAUCAUGUUUUCUCCCGCCAGCUGCGGGAUGCUCGCCUCUCUUCUCGGUGAGGGCUCACUGCUUCACGGCUCCGUCCUGAUGGGACUCAGGAUUCAGCUGCCAUGUUCUGAAGUUGCUUUGACUGCAGCAGAGGAAGUUCAACACCUGACAAGGAAGAUUGGUGAAAAUGUGACCUUUGACCUUGGAGCCCAAGACCUGAAGCAUGCCGACCACGUCAUCUGGUCGCGUGGCGCCGGCAGCUCUGUGAUCUACAGCGUUUACAUCGGAGAGGAUCAGAUGAAGCAGCUGAGCAGAUGUAACCUCAGUCUGAGGAGCGGCUCGCUCAGCAUCCAUGACCUCCGCCCUGCAGACUCUGAUGUUUACCUGGGACAGAUCAUCAACGGCAGAGGAACCAGGAAACUCUUCAACCUGACUGUCGAGGACUCCGACCCACCGACCUCUGACCCCCCUCACAGCAGGGAACCCUGGGUAAUUCCUGUCAUUGUGACUGUCUGCAUCGUCACUGUGGGACUCUUCAGUUACGCAGUGAAGAGAUAUUUUUGCAGCAGCAGUUUGUGACCAAAACCAACAGGAAGCUGAUCCACUGAUCAGCUCGGCGCUCCGAGUCGGGACCGACUGACGGAUCCUUUCUGAAGAACCUCCACCAGUUUCCUGUUUUUCCAGCCCAGUCUGCUCUGAUCCUUCUUUCCCACAAAUGUUGAUCCAUUUUAAAUCAGGAUUUAUUCACCGACAUUGGAAGUAGUAGAAGAAUAAGUUAGUAAAGUUUUGUUUCUAAAGCACAUUUUCACAAACAGCAGUCAGGAAAUGAUUCAAAGGAAAUGCAAAUACAUCCCUAUCAAUAAUUUUAUUUCAUAAACUUGCACCAGAAAAGAAGAGUAUUUUUUAGAGACGUGCCGAUCAGGUUUUUUCCUGCUGAUUCCGAUCCCCAUGAGGGCCGAUCACCGAUACCGAUCACAUAAUUAUUU
Messenger RNA from Poecilia reticulata (guppy), 1343 nucleotides. RefSeq names its product C-type lectin domain family 9 member A-like. NCBI's taxonomy places the organism in Eukaryota, Metazoa, Chordata, Actinopteri, Cyprinodontiformes, Poeciliidae. The record is from RefSeq and is a predicted model, not a curated record.